This is a messenger RNA of Rodentolepis nana, 936 nucleotides long. The record is from the annotation of a GenBank genome assembly. Lineage: Eukaryota; Metazoa; Platyhelminthes; Cestoda; Cyclophyllidea; Hymenolepididae.
AUGCCUCGCUCGGACCGUCAAGCCGAGGGUUACCGCGUUUUCAUCGGUGGAGUUGAUCCACGAGUUGGGAAAGUUGAGCUUGAACGUGAAUUUGACCGAUUCGGAACUAUUACUGAUGUGUGGGUUGCUCGUAACCCCCCAGGUUUCGCUUUCAUUGUUUACAAACACCUGGAAGAUGCUGAACGUGCUAUACGGAGAAUGCAUAGAAGUAGUCCAUUUGGGUCUAGGUUGAGAGUUGAACAUGCUGCCAAUUCUAUCAAGCACGAACUUGAUGGUUAUCAUGGGUCCUCAAGUCGUGGUCGUAGACGCAGAAGUCCUUCGUCAAGGGGUCGUCGUCGGUCACCACGUCGUCGAUCGAUAAGUCGCCGUGAUCGAAGUGGUAGUCGUCGAAGGUAUAGGCGAUCGAGUUCGCGAUAUCGUAGGCGUUCAUGGCGUCGUCGCUCCCGUUCAGGUUCUAUUUCUCGUAGGUCCGAUAGUAACGCCAACUCUCGUGGAAACUCCCGUAAACGUUCUCGUGAUCGUUCUAAGUCUGCUAGCCGCCGCUCUGAUUCUCGUUGUUCCCGGUCCAAUGUUUCUAGAGAUCGUUCUGUUUCUCGCGAUGCGUCAACUAGAAAACGAGCCCGUGUUUCACGGUCAAGAAGCGAGUCCGAGCCUCGUCGGUCAAUUUCAAGGGAUUCGCCUCCUAGAAGGUCACGCUCGAGUUCUCGCUCAGCAUCUGGUGCGAGUUCUCGUAGACGAUCUGGAAGUCCUGCUAAUCGAAAUGGCUCUCAUGAAAAUGGUUCGAAGCGCAGUGGCAGUCGCCAUUCUCAAUCUCGUUCCCCCUCUGGGUCAAGGUCACCCAGUCCUCGUGUUGGAGCUCAUACACCUUCGCGCUCUGGGUCUAAUUCUCCACAACCCGAAGACUCAUCUGAUGGUGAAAGAGACGGUAGCGGUUAA